CGCAACGCCAACGGCGGCGGAGUCAUCGUGCAAGAUGGUGCGGGAAGUGCAGAAAAAACGAUCUGACGAGGUAAUCGCUCGACGAACGGCCACGUUGCAAGCAAGCACACAAUCAGGCAGGGCGGCAUCGUCGCGGUCGCAGCUCGCCGCAGCUUCGGCGAAGCGAAAACAAAUCCAAACGGCGGCACUGCAAUCACCGCUAAAGAGACACAAGCCCUUGUCGAGUUUAAGGCUUGCACCGACUGCGGAAUGUGUCCGAUGCCAUGCGCGAAGUGACAUGAGCCGCAUCAAAUGCAUCUUUUGCAAUGCUUCCGUCCAUCUUGCGUGCACGACGCCUGUCGCGCGUGUACUCGGUUCGCCUGGCUUUCCCGAAAAUGCUGCGUACUGUUCGCUCCAGUGCUACACCGACGACACCGGGAACCCAAUUCCAACUUCUGGGCCAAAUGUACGCACAUAUCUUCCCUUUUUGCUCAUACAUGAGUAGGAAGUCCACAUGUCCACAUUGAAACCCGCUCCUGCGCUUCCUUUGCCAGCACCAUCGCCCCCUCCAUUCGCUCCACCUGCUCCCACACCCAAAUUUCAGCGUCGCGCAAGACCCGGUGACUUCGUCGAAGGCGAAGCGAUUACCUCUGCCAUUCUCAAGCACUCUGGCGUGAAAGCACCUCGCCCAGUUGAGAUUCCUCCAAGGUCGUUCUCGUCGCACCAAGCUCCUUCGCCAGAGCGCAAGACACUACAGUUUGAAUCUACCUCCCCCGUCGCUGAUCUGCAUAAGCCACCGUCGUCUGCGCACUUCCACAGCGCUCGCUCUGCCGAGAUUGAACCUGAGCGUGUGCGCUACGUGAACGCUCCAACGAAAGACACAAGUCCUAAUAUCGAGGACGAUGUCCGGUACCACGACUACUUCAACCCCCCACGUUUUCUUCCGCAAACACGGGCCCAGCCACCUCGAGCAAGCACGUCCGCGUCGCCAUGGCCGAAAUGGACCAUUCUUGGAGGCGUGGCGUUCGUGCUGGUGGGUGUUGCGGCAGCGUAUGUCUCUGUGUUUCUCGAGUCGAUUCCGUUUUGCGACUCGAACGCGACCACGUCAGGGGCGACGGCCACCGCGUUUUGCCAUCCGUGCCCGGAAUACGGCAUUUGCUUUUCGGGUGAUUUGCACAGCUGCAGAGACCCGUACUUGCGCGUCGAGCGGGCGUGCUUGGAGCCAUCCACGGUGUCGAGAGAUGCCGAUCUCAUGACACAGCUCCUCCCGCGGUUCCUCGUCAAGCGCGCAACGUCGACACUGUGCAACGCGACGGUGAUCGCAACGCUGCUCUCGAACGAAUCGUCCAAGCCGUCGCAAGUUGUCACAAAUGCGCUGGACCUGCGCAAUUACUUGCUCCACCAAGCCAUGUGGGACGAAGUCGACGCGGCCGUGUUCAACGUCACGUUCAACAAGGCGAUGCGCCAGCUGAAAGAACUCCACCCAGAGUUCUACUACACGGCGGAUGGCGACGUCGUCCUCCAUCGCGACGACGUUGAGAUGUGGUGUGCGUUGCAGCUGCAUCUUUGCGACCAUGUCGAAGUCUACGCCGCCGUUCUCGUCGUCGUUCUGACAAUUUUGGUGACUGGUACAUGGCAGCGCCGCCGUCGCGCGACAGAGUCCCAGAUAAAGCGACUGGUGCACGCCGUGCACGUGGCGCUCAAGCAGCCGUCAAACGAUCUGGUCGAUGGCGCCGUCGCUCAUUUGCGUCACACGUUGUGGGGCGGCAAAGCCGACCAUACGUGGCAGCGCGUGGUGCAAGCAAUUCACGACGACGCGCGCAUUCGUGAGCGUUAUAUUCUGCAUCGCGGCCAGCAAGUGCUCAUCUGGGAAUGGAUUGGGACGAGGCGAGACGAUCGCAACAUCUUGCGGGGGCAACCCGUCGAACUCGUUGAUUGAGAGACGUGGAUGCAGUCGCGCUAUGUUUAGACGGUGGUAGUCGACAUAUCGUUCGUCAACAUGGACUCGAACUUCGUUGUGGCGGUGUCCAUGCUUGGAAUUGGCAUCGAGUUCACGCAGGAUGGUCCGAUGAUGAGGAGAGUGGAUACAUUGCUUACAAGACAGACUUGAUGGCGUCGACAACGACGUCGACGUCGUGGGAUGUCGUGCGCCAGUUCGAGAACGCCGCCCGCACACCCCAUU
Aphanomyces invadans is the source of this 2161-nucleotide messenger RNA. RefSeq lists its product as hypothetical. Bases 494 to 1918 code for a protein of 474 amino acids. The record is from RefSeq and is a predicted model, not a curated record. NCBI's taxonomy places the organism in Eukaryota, Oomycota, Saprolegniomycetes, Saprolegniales, Verrucalvaceae. Gene Ontology annotation, cellular component: nuclear inner membrane. Gene Ontology annotation, molecular function: chromatin binding. The transcript has 9 exons.